UGUACAAGUCCAGGGCCUCACACUUGGCCUCGUUCGUUCUCUAGCUGCACUCACCUUUUACGGCUAUAAGUACAUAGCAACACGUCCAGCAAACGGCCAUCUCCUACCACCACCACAUGGCUAGCUAGGCUUCACUUCACAAAAUCUGAUCAUGCAUUGGUCCGUCGGUUGAUCUCUUCUUCUCUCAUUCUGUCUGCCUCUGUUUACCCAAAUGGAGAAGGGGAGGAGGCGGCGUGUGCCGGCGUUCGGGGAGUGGAACUACUACUACUACAGCGGCGAGCUGUCCACGCCUGCGGCGUCCAACGAGUGGUACGCGCUGGCCCCCGAACAGGAUGCCCGCAGCGAAGCGUGGUUCAAGUACUCGCCGCCCCCUCGGAAGUCACCACCCAUGAAGGUCAGGAGGCCGGACGUGGAUAAGUCUUACAGAGGCGGCAAGCGGGGGCUUCAUCAUGCGACGCCCGCGAGGGCGUCCGACGCCGCGCCACCGACCACAGCGGCGCGCACCCCGGUGAAGGCCGCCACUACCGGUGUGCGGUUGGUACGGUCUGUCGACGCGGACCUGUACCAGGUGCCCCCGAUGGACUUCGUUCCCGACGAGCCGAGACGAAGGAAGGAGUCGAGGACGAGGAGCCAAUGGAUGGGUUGCUUCGGAAUCAAUUGUAUCCACGGAAUAAAUUAAACCGACCUUAUUUAUUUUUUUAUUCUUUUUUCUUCUAUUUGCUCUAUGUAUCUAUAUUAACGUAGCCUUUCUUCAAUUCUAUUAUUUUUUUACUCCUACAGUACAAUAUAGUACUUUUCAACUAUAAUUCAUCUAACUGGUCAUACUUUCACCCUUGUCCACAGAGGACACAUAUCUGACAGGACAUUACAGUUGGUUUUAAAAACUCAUUUGUGAAAGAUAAUUCACUGGUUGAAUAGUCUGCUUGUAGCUCGGUGGAGCUUGGGUAAAAAAAUAUCUAGGAAAUAGAAACAUCACAGACGGCUCCUUACAAUAACAAUAUCAGGUAUCAUCCUAGACAGUUGCAUUUAGGAACCGUUUGUGAUAUCGUCCACCAUCACAAAUGGUUCUAUACAUGAGCAUCCACGGUAUAAUUCUAGACGGAAUUUUACACGAUCCAUGUCCGAUAUGGUAGUAUCAUAGUAAAUUCCCUUCUUGAGUAACCUAGAAGGGUAGGCAAGUGGAUGGUGCGAGUGCUUUAUAUUCACACGGGAGAGUUAGGGUUUUCCCUCUCACUCUAGCCUCUUUCUCUCACUUUACUCUCCAAAGAUCCACUCCAUGGCUACCUCCUCCUUGCCAUCACCCUAGCUGCUUCCCUCUACACCAUCACCAUAACCAUUGUUCACACUGUCCUCCAACUGCUAUAACGAGUUUGACAACUAGGUGGAGGCUCUUUUAACCAAGCUUGGCUACAGCGAGUAAGCGCCACCAUCGGUCAACAAUGAGGAGCCCAGCGUCAGUACUCAGACCUUUAGGAGGAGCCCAAGGAAAACGAGGACUCAGAGCCUAAGCCCAUGGAAGAGGAGGAGUUAGAGCGUGAGCCCAAGGAGGAGAGCUAUGAUGACGGCGAUGACAACGACGAUAAUAAGGCAUAUUUUGGCAAUAUCAAGGUCACCAAUGUUUACAGCGGUAUCGUCAAAAUGAAAGAAGAUAUUUUUAUGAAAAGGAAUGGA
Phragmites australis (common reed) is the source of this 1671-nucleotide messenger RNA. RefSeq lists its product as uncharacterized. The record is from RefSeq and is a predicted model, not a curated record. The coding region runs from base 212 to 679 and encodes 155 amino acids. The transcript has 3 exons. Lineage: Eukaryota; Viridiplantae; Streptophyta; Magnoliopsida; Poales; Poaceae.